Messenger RNA from Poeciliopsis prolifica (blackstripe livebearer), 4714 nucleotides. RefSeq names its product phosphodiesterase 5A, cGMP-specific, b (gene pde5ab). The coding region runs from base 195 to 2861 and encodes 888 amino acids. Lineage: Eukaryota; Metazoa; Chordata; Actinopteri; Cyprinodontiformes; Poeciliidae. The record is from RefSeq and is a predicted model, not a curated record. The transcript has 22 exons. Gene Ontology annotation, biological process: signal transduction. Gene Ontology annotation, molecular function: protein binding; 3',5'-cyclic-GMP phosphodiesterase activity.
CGCGGCUGUUUGUCCAGGCUCUCCGUCAGAGGGCUGCUUGCUGCCCCACUCUGCCCCACUCUGCCCUCCCAGACUCCAUUCAGCAGCUCGGAAGCGCCGCGCGCAGCCUCCGCUGCCGGCAGACUGUUCCUUUAGCGCUCGCGCCUCCAGUACUUUAUCUCCUGCGCGCUUUCAAGCCGCCGCUCCGCGCGCAGAUGGAAGACAUUGGAGCUUUUCAGCGGGAAAAGACUUGCUCUAGUUGUUUCAGCUCCAUGGAGGACCACUGCUGCCCCGGAAACGACAGGAUGGAAGCGUGGCUGGACGACCACUUGGAGUUCACCCACUCAUACUUUGUCAAGAAGGCAUCAAGGGAGAUGGUGAAUGCCUGGUUUGCUGAGCGUGCUCAUACCAUCCAACCAUCUGUCCCGAAAGAAAACUGUUCCCAGCAGGGAACUCACCAAUCCUCCUCAGAUAUUUGCCCCUCUUCUAACUCCACCACCCUCCUGGAGACCUGCUGCCCUCCCCCUGCCACCGUACCUAGCCCAGUUCCUGGUACCCCAACUCGUAAAAUCUCAGCUUCAGAGUUUGACCGCCCACUAAGACCCAUUGUGGUCAAAGACUCUGAGGGGUCCCUCACAUUUCUGAGUGACUCAGAACGGGAACCCGUCCCUCUUUGUGGUUCUGUGAUGGGAGAUGGUGAUGAUCGGAGUGGCAAGGAGGUUGAUCGCUGCACCAGACUGUUGGAACUCGUAAAGGAAGUAUCAAGUUAUCUGGAUGUGACAGCGCUCUGCCAUAAGAUCUUCCUACACAUCAAUGAGCUGAUCACUGCAGACCGAUACUCACUCUUUCUGGUGGGUGAAGACAGCUCCAACAGGAAGUUUUUGGUCAGCCGGCUAUUUGAUGUUGCUGAAGGAUCCACAUUGGAAGAAUCAUCCACCAGCUGCAUCCGACUAGAGUGGAAGAAGGGGAUAGUGGGGCAUGUAGCUUCCACAGGACAGCUGCUCAAUAUCAAGAAUGCAUAUGAGGACCCAAGAUUCAACGCAGAAAUUGACCUGAUCACAGGCUACAAAACCCACAGUAUCCUUUGUCUACCCAUCAAGAACCACAGAGGAGAGGUUGUUGGAGUUGUUCAAGCUAUUAACAAGAAAUGUGGAGAGAAUGGUGCCUUCACUGAACAGGAUGAGAAGGAUUUCUCAGCCUAUCUAGCCUUUUCAGGCAUAGUUCUGCACAAUGCACAGCUGUACGAGACCUCGCAGUUGGAAAACAGACGCAAUCAGGUGCUGUUGGAUCUGGCCAGACUGAUCUUUGAGGAGCAGCAGUGUUUGGAGGUUGUGCUGCGGAAGAUUGCCGGAACCAUCCUGUCCUUCAUGCAGGCUCAGGCCUGCACUGUUUUCAUUGCUGAUGACGACUCACUGAAUUCCUUCUCCAGUGUGUUUCACAUGGAACAUGAGGAGCUGAGGGAAGUCCUAGAUACUCCCAAAAGAGACUGUGAUGUCAGUCAGAUAAACUACAUGUACGCUCAGUAUGUUAGAAACACCAUGCAACCUCUCAACAUCACUGACGUUACCAAGGACCAGCGCUUCCCUUGGACAUGUGAAAGCCCCGAUCACUCCACCAGUCGGAUAAAAAGUUUGCUCUGCACUCCAAUCAGAAAUGGCAAGAAAGACAAAGUCAUAGGUGUGUGCCAGUUGGUGAACAAAACGGAUGAAGCGUCAAGCAAUGUCAAAACCUUCAACAGAAAUGAUGAGCAGUUCCUGGAAGCAUUUGCCAUCUUCUGUGGCCUUGGCAUUCAGAACACACAGAUGUAUGAGACUGUGGAGAGAGCCAGGGCCAAACAGGAGGUCACUCUGGAGGUUUUAUCAUAUCAUGCCUCUGCCACUGAGGAGGAAACCCAGGAACUCCAGGUGACCACAGUUCCUUCGGCACAGUCGCUGCAUCUGCUGGAUUUCAGUUUCAGUGAUUUCGACUUGUCAGACACUGAAACCACUCUGGCCACUAUCCGCAUGUUUAUUGACCUCAAACUGAUCCAGAACUUCCAGAUGAAGUACACCACCUUGUGCCAGUGGGUUCUGAGUGUCAGGAAGAACUACAGGAAGAGCGUGGCCUAUCACAACUGGAGACAUGCACUGAACACGGCACAGUGCAUGUUUGCUCUGCUCAAGUCAGGACGCUUACAGAAUAACCUGAAUGACGUGGAGAUCUUGGCCCUGAUGAUUGCAACUCUCUGCCAUGACUUGGACCACAGGGGAGUCAACAACUCCUACAUUCAGAGGAGUGAUCACCCACUGGCCCAGCUGUACUGUCACUCUACCAUGGAGCAUCACCACUUUGACCAGUGCCUCAUGAUCCUCAAUAGCCCUGGAAACCAGAUCCUCAGUGGUCUCUCUUUGGCAGAGUACAAGACCACUCUGAAGAUGAUUGAGCAGGCAAUACUGGCCACGGACCUCGCCCUGUAUAUGAAAAGACGAGAAGAGUUCUUUGAGCUGACCAAGAACAACCAGUUUGUUUGGGAGGAUGACCAUCACAGGGACCUCCUCAGGUCAAUGCUGAUGACUGCAUGUGACAUCUCUGCCAUCACUAAACCCUGGCCAGUUCAAAAAAGGAUCGCAGAACUUGUGGCCACUGAAUUCUUUGAACAGGGGGACAAAGAGCGUCAGGAACUGAACAUUGAGCCUACUGAUCUUAUGAAUCGUGAGAAAAGAGAUAAGAUACCCAGCAUGCAGGUUUCCUUCAUUGAUGCCAUUUGUGUUCAGCUAUAUGAGACCUUGGCUGGCUUAUCAGAGCACUGCUGCCCUCUGCUGGAAGGGUGUCAGAAAAACCGGCAGCAUUGGAAGCAUCUGGCUGAGGAUUGUGAGAAAGGCCUGGUCAAUGACCUGGUGUGAUCCAACUAUAGUUUGGCUUCUGGAAAAUUCCAGGAUUGCUUCCUGUGUCUCCCAGACUUACUAAGCAUUCAUCAGAUUAGUAUGGUACUACAAACAUGUUAUGUGGACUAUGGGACUUUAAUCAUUUCUGAAAAGGGAAAGCCACUGUAAAGUCUCGAAUGUUAUGUGGUUCUCACCAAGCAGAUCUUCCCACGUCUGUCACUGCAAUCAUGCUGUCUUCUCAAAGCUAAACGUUCUGGUGUGUUCCAUUUAUCUUGGAAGUGGGAUCUAAGAUACGAGAACAUAGGCGUAACUUCCUGAAGGCCUGGUGUGGACAUGUCCCCACACAAUCAAGCAAAGAAUCUGAAAAAAGGACACAGUGCUUUGCUAUUAAUUGAAAACUCUAUGACAGCAAGAUAACAAGAGCCAAGGAAAUCACAUUUUGUAUGUCAGUUAAAAGUUUGAAUUACAACAAAUAAUCAUAAAAAGUGGGGAGCAGGUUAACUAUGCUGUAGCUGAACUUUGACAAACUUAACAAACACAAGCUGCAUAGUUCAGUCUGUUUCAGUUCAGUUGGCACAAAAAUAAGGCGAUCCACACAUCUACUUUAUGACAGAUUAUCAGUAGCUAAUCAACGGUCAUAAGUGUUCAGGCAAUUACUUUUUUAUUGAUCGCAAAAUAAACAUCAAGCCUGAAAAUUCAAAAAACAGAAACCUGUAGCAGACUUAUUGUUCUGUUUAGGGUUAUAUAUCUACAUCCAGAGAGAAUAUAGUUUACAAAUCCAAACAUCAGCAAGAUUUGGCAUCUUUAAUUUAAGCCACAUUUCAAGAAUAUUGGUUCAGCAAUAUGGGGACUAUGACCAUUUUUGUGACAGAUUCCUGCGGUGAGGUGCAUUGCUGGUGAGGCACUGACUUAAUCAUAAUCAGAUAUAGAAAUGUAGACCUCCAGCAUGUUUACAUGAGGACAUUUCACACACGCAGACUAUCAUGCCAUCUAUAGCCGUGCUGCCGCAGUAGAAUCAUUUUAACUCAAUGAAACUUGGAAAUGUAAUGAUGAAUUUUAUGCUGUGCUCCACAGCAGAGGGAAAAACUGUUGAAGUACAACUCAAAACCACAUCUUUCUCACACUCUGCACAACUGACAACAACCCCUAAAGAAAAGACGGAAAUAUUUCCCACACAAAGAGCAAAACAUCCAGUCUGUUAUAGUUGUAUGGUUUUAGGCUUGAUGCUCAUUUUGCGAUUAUUAAUACGUAACUGCCUUGGUAACAGAAGAAAACUCUAAAUAUAUGGCUGCACUUUACUGUAUGGCUAGCUCGCUGUUACUGUCUCUUACUCUGUGGAGUCACAAUGUCUGGGAUCAUGAGCGCCCCCUGCCGUGAGGCAGAAGAACUGCUGUUACUGUCUCUUACUCUGUGGAGUCACAAUGUCUGGGAUCAUGAGCGCCCCCUGCCGUGAGGCAGAAGAACUGCCUGCCUCACCACGAAUCUGUUCUCUGCCGUUUCUGAUCGCUCCUCAGCACACGAAACACGUUCUGCACACAGCUGGUGACAAUAAACACUGUACAUUAUAUUAUAUAAGCUAAAGUAUGAAAAAGCUGUUCAUACAUUCAAUGUUUUUUAGCCAUUUUAUUGGCGACAUACAGACAGGAGAAACAUGCUCCCAUAGAAUGGUUAGUGAGAUAGAUGUUGAUCAAUCCAGGUGAGGCUCAGCUCACUGUUGCCUCACCAGCUUCGCUUCCAAGUAUUUGAAUAGGAUUUUUUUAUUUUUUAAGAAAAAAUAAUCAGAGUUUGUUAAGCUAAAUAAAAAUAAAUACUUUACAGUAUAAACUACAGGGUGUAAAUAGCAAUAUAAAUUAUUUUAUCAUAUUUUUCCG